This is a messenger RNA of Trichobilharzia regenti, 714 nucleotides long. The record is from the annotation of a GenBank genome assembly. NCBI's taxonomy places the organism in Eukaryota, Metazoa, Platyhelminthes, Trematoda, Strigeidida, Schistosomatidae.
AUGAUGAAUAGACACAAAGAAUUUUAUGCAAAGCAUGUUCAACACAAGGAUGACAAAUGGAAGGAUAUAUUACACAAGCGUUUUAUGGAGGCUAUGAAGUCAAAACGAACUGAAUUUAUUGAUCAUUUGAGAAAUAUUCACAAUUCAGAACCGACAAAUUUAUCAGAUGAAAUACUUCUUCAAGAGAAACGUGAACUUUUAAAAAGUCUAAUUGCUGAUAGUGAAACAGAACAAUUAGAUGUGGAUAGUUUAAUCGAACUGCAAGACAGAGUUUUGGACGAAUUAUCAACAGAAAUUGAUGAUUAUUUAAAUCCAGAAUUUUGGAUUAAUCCAGAUAAUUGUGUAGAAAAUUUUUGUCAUACGAAUGAUGAGAAUCCAGUAGUCUGUCCUAUAUGCCGAAAUGGUUAUUUAUCGUUGUUAGGAACAGUUCUCACCUGUCCUUCGUGUAAAUUAAAUUUGGAUACUCAGACUGAUAGUCUCAAUCUUUCGACGAUUGGUGAUAGUUUAUCUGAUGCAGAAAAGAAACAUAAUGCCUCCGGUUGUUCUGAUACCUUACACGCUUGGCUUAUUGAUCAGAAUUCACAUUGUCAGUCAAAUAUACAAUCUUGUAGUAGUAGUAGUAUUAGUAUUAGUGAAGAUCUUAUUUCUAAAGAAAUGAUCACAUUACUAUGUAUUGGAUGUGAUACGUGUUCAUUUAUGGAAGUUGUUGUUUAA